AUGCUUGCCGUGGUCGUCGGCUUCACUUUCAUCGUAUCAUGGAUUGUUGCUUCAUUCCAUCGCAACCACAAUUCCUGCUUGAAAGACAUCCCUAAUGCUCAUUUCUCCGCUCCCUAUUCACGCCUGUGGUUGCUGUCGCUCCGAUGGCGGAAUCUGGAGAAUCGAACUCGAAUCCAACUCCAUCGUCGCCUUGGUCCAGUCAUUCGGAUUGGACCCCGUGAUGUGAGCGUUAAUUGCAUCGAUGACGGUGUUCGCACAAUCUAUAGCAGCAAGUUCGACAAAGAUGAGUCUUUCUACCAUGAAUUGUUCGACCAGGUUGGCUACAUGGUCACCAUGACAGGCAACGACGAGCACAGGGAGCGCAAACGUAUGCUUUCUCGCCCUUACUCCAAUUCGUACAUUCUCAACUCUCAAACCCUCGGCAGUGUCCUCUCCCGUGUUUCGAGUCACCUCAGAGAGAAAAUGACAGAGUGGGCAAGCACUGAUACCUCUGUCGAUGUCUAUCAGCACGCAAAAUGCUGCACACUUGACGUUGCCUCAGGGUGGCUCUUUGGCAGCGAGAACGCGACCGAUACUCUACGCGACCCAGAAUUUGAGAACGACCUUACAACGUUGGCCGCAGCGGCGUCGAAGAUAGUUUCUGUGCGGACCACCCUCUACUGGCCGUUUUCCUACCUUGCAAGCUUGAUCAGCAACAGGCUGCCCAAUCCCGAUGCCACUGUUCGAUGGCAAGCGUGGCUCACACGAGCGAUCACAGAUGCCUACAGGAGGCAUCCCACCAAGCCUAAUUCCACCGCGAGCCUGUAUGACAGUUUCUAUGAUGCUUUCAAAGCCGCCAACCCCAAGAUGCCGCGUAACGAAAUGGCUUCUUACAUCGCUGUUGAGUGCGAUGAUCAUCUUUCGGCAAGCCAUCUCGGCCUGGGAACGUUACUGGCAUAUACCAUGUACGAGCUAUCACGACAUCCAGACUGCCAGCGGGCGCUCCGGAAAGAGCUCUUCAGUCUAGCCGUACCUAACGAUCAGAGCAUGGCUCAUCGCCUUGCAGAUCUACCAGUGCUUGAUGCUGUCGUUACUGAGACCAUGCGGACCCGUGCACCCUGUCCUGGCCCGUUUCCUCGUGUCGUGCCGGACUCUGGCUGCCGGCUCGCGGGGAAAUUCGAUGUCCCCGGCGGCACCAUCGUCAGCUCCUCUGCCUGGGCCCUUCACUUCAACCCAAUUCCUUUUCCGUCCCCGGAGAAAUGGCACCCGGGUAGAUGGAUCGAAGCAGACGACGACACGGUCGCGGAGAUGCGGAAGUGGGUUUGGACCUUUGGAAGCGGCGCGCGAGUAUGCAUUGGCACUCAUUUCUCCAUGCGUGUCAUAAAAGAGCUGCUUGCAACAGUCUAUACGGAUUACGAGACUUACCUGGAUGAUGGAUUCACAGGAAAUGUGGAACAGGUGGAUGCCUUUUCCGCGGGUCCUAUUGCAGGUUGUCUACAGCUGAAAAUCCGACGGCUCACAUAG
Molecule: messenger RNA, 1503 nt
Organism: Aspergillus tubingensis
Lineage: Eukaryota; Fungi; Ascomycota; Eurotiomycetes; Eurotiales; Aspergillaceae
Product: cytochrome P450
Exons: 3
Coding region: 1-1503 (500 amino acids)
Molecular function (GO): heme binding; iron ion binding; monooxygenase activity
Source: RefSeq, a predicted model, not a curated record